Ostreococcus tauri is the source of this 1851-nucleotide messenger RNA. Its product is annotated as unnamed product. The record is from RefSeq and is a predicted model, not a curated record. The transcript has a single exon. The coding region runs from base 1 to 1851 and encodes 616 amino acids. Lineage: Eukaryota; Viridiplantae; Chlorophyta; Mamiellophyceae; Mamiellales; Bathycoccaceae.
AUGGCGCGCGACGCGUGCGCGCGCGCGCGCGAGCGCAUCGCGGCGUCGAUCGCGGCGUUUAUGACGCGCGAGGGCCUCGCCCCGGACGCGCGCGCGCGCGGGCGAGGCGGCGACGGGGGGGCGAGCGAUGGGUGCGUCGCGACCGACGACGGAUGUCGGUCCGUCGACGACGCGUCCGCGCUCGGGAACGACCGCGGGCGGGUGAAGACGCUCGCGUCGUUCUCGGGGCGUCCAUCGGACGCGAACGCGGCGCGGGCGCGGGCGAAGACGGGUGGUGCGAGGGAGAUCUCGGCGACGCGGGCGGGCGACGCGGCGACGGCUGCGACGCGCGACGACGACGGACGCGACGCGACGGGGGACGGCGGGACCGCGGCGGGACCGGUCGAGGCGGGCGAACGGUGCGCACGGGUGCGCGCGCGAGACGCGGAUGAUUUCGACGCGCUCGUGAAGGGAUUCGUCGAGGAGGAGGAGGCGGAGGCGGAUGGAGACGCGCGCGGCGCGGACGAAGACGCGCGGAUGGACGCGGUCGACGCGGCGAAGGUGGUCGAGACGCGCGCGCGCGUCGAACAGACGGAGUUGACGGCGGCCGACGCGCAUGGGACGCGUCCGGGGACGACCGUCGAGGCGGUGGAGACGGAGACGCGAACGGCGGACGUCGAGCCGAAAUCGUCCGAAGGCGCCGAGGAGGCAAAGGCGGAUCUGACGAUGAUGUUUCCGAGCUCGAAGCGUCGUCCGAUGGGAACGCUCGGGGGAUUCGACGAGGUGAUGCGGGUGAAGAAGAAACGCGCGAAACGAUCGAAGCCCAUGCCCAAGCCGAGAUACGACCCGACGCCGAAACUUCUGGAGGAUGAUUUAGUGGCGCUCCCGGCGAGCCAAAUCGUGGGAUUGAACAACGUCGUCGACGAAGAGGAUGAUUACGAUAAUAUCGAUAGCAUCGAAAUGGAGGACGCGUUCGAUGAUGCGCGGGAGGAGGUUCUCGAUACGGACGUGGACGAUUCGCCCCAGGUAACCGAGGUUCCGAGGCACGUGACGUUACCGACCGACGAGCAAAAAUUUCCCAGCUCGACCGUACGAGUGGUCGGAAGGGCGGAGGGUACGAUAAAUGCGUGCGCAAUGACAGACAUGAACGGCGUUGUGACAGAAGACGCCGCAAUAACGGACGUGGAAGAGGGCGAGGAGGUGACGCAGCCGGACGAAACGCCGACCGACGUCGAAGAAGCGCCGAGCGCGUUCCCGGGUGUGCCGGUGAAGAGUGCCAUAGAAACCGUCAAGGCGAAUGUAUAUAUCGGUCGAUCGCUCGCCAUGAACGAGCCGGAACAGGAGGCUUUGCCCGCGGCGAAUCCCACAUCAACGUUCCCUGGAAAACCAGUGAGCGCACGUAUGCCGACGUCGCAAGUGGCGCAAUCGGAUAUUACCUUGCCCUCGUCAACUCAAGAACCGGUGACUGAAAAUGUCGAAAGCGCGUGGGAUCCUUCCGCUGGGUUCGAGAACGUCCCAGGUCCGGUGAAGAGGGGGAGAGGGAGACCACCCAAAAUCGUCGCGGAAACGCUGUUGGCGAAGACGGUUAUGCAACUGAUUGAGUCCACGCUUGCCGUCUCCGAUCUCACCAAACCGCAGUAUAGCCACAUCAUUCGCGAGAGUAUGCACAAGAUAACGACGACGGUGCCGAAAGAAUUCGAUCAAAACACGGAGGAAGGGACACGAGCCUUCCUCUCAGAUUCAUGCAAGCAGAAGAUACACAGUCUGCUCGACACGUACGUCACGCGGCUCAAAAGAAGAUCGAACUCGAAACACUCCACCACUCAGAAGCUUCCGCCUCACAAACAACACGUAUAUAACACGUCGCGAUGA